CCAAGUGUGUAUUCUGCGCAUUUUUGUAUAUACCCUUCAGCUCAUACACAACAUUCCUUGUCAAGGGCUUUUAUUACUACUACCAGUCCCGCCGAAUGAGCACCGUGGAUGCUCUGACAUGUCUGGCAUUUUCGCCUGACGGCCAGAAAAUUGCCAACGGCACUGCUCGUUCGGGGGUGACCAUCACCGACAUAUCGUCGAAGAGCAAGCAUCAACUAGAGAUGCUUGCAGAGACCCAUGCGCACGUCACUGCUGUCGCAUGGUCUCCUGACGGAGAAAAAAUUAUAAUUGCAUUACCGGACCACACGAUACGUUGCUGGAAUGCUACUUCAACACACCCUGUCGGGCCACUAUUUGGAAAGCACAAAGACCUGAUCCUCACGGCGGGUUUUCUUCCCGACUCAUCUCACGCAAUAAGCUUGUCAAGGGAUGGAGAACUACUCGUUUGGAACACAGGGACCGGGGUAGUUACUCAACAAGUAACAGUGUCAAAUACUGCUCAAACCAUGUUCGUGGCGGCUCUGUCCAUGGAUAGUAGUCUCCUUGUUACUAGCGAUACAAAGGAGGGCGUUGCAUGGGAGAUACCGAAGUGUGCCCGAAUGACACAAAUCACACUACCAGAUAUACCAUUGCUUCAAGCUGCUAUCAUUCCGUAUAGUCAUCCUCAAGUAGUGCUUGCAUUUGGCGACAGGUCUUUCUGGAUAUGGGACACGAGCACAGGGAAGCAUGACCAUGCACGCUUCGAAGGUCUUGGUGAAGAUGACAUCCCCUUUGCCAUGGCGGCUUCUCCUGAUGGCAAGCUUUUAGCGCUGGAAAUCGAUGGCGACGUCGAUCACCCCACACAUUUCUACGAUAUGAAGGGUCACGAAUUCACUACCUCCAACAUGAGAUGCACCCAUCCAUUUGCAUUUUCACCAGACGGCAAAUUUUUUGCGGCUUCGAGCGUGCCCUCGGAUUCGAAGGAUGGCUCUUAUAAGCUGAUCAUCCGUUCAGUGGAAGAGAUUAUCGGUUGCAGCCCCCUUGAUGUGAGAUCUAGGUUUAUGGCAGGACACUAAACUCAUGGUAUGCAACAGUUGCCUGCAGCCAUCACCCCGAAAGCCAAAGGAAAACAACGUUCACUGGGACUCAACCCGGGGUUCUUCGAUCAAUCGCCACAUCCUUCUGGCAGUACAAAGGGUCGCCCUAUAGGGCUUGGACCUGGAGAAUCAUCAAACUCUACUCAGCAGCAGGCCUCCUCAAGGACCACAAGUCGGGAGCGGCGUUUCCUACCUCUUCCAAAAAUAUGGAAACGGAUUCGUCAUCCUCGAUC
Messenger RNA from Suillus subalutaceus, 1309 nucleotides. Its product is annotated as WD40-repeat-containing domain protein. Bases 96 to 1055 code for a protein of 319 amino acids. The record is from RefSeq and is a predicted model, not a curated record. The transcript has 3 exons. Gene Ontology annotation, molecular function: protein binding. Lineage: Eukaryota; Fungi; Basidiomycota; Agaricomycetes; Boletales; Suillaceae.